UCUACAGAGUCGCAGCACACGUACGCAACAACAUGGGCGCCGCUGACAGCCAACUCUUCCUGCACGUAACAACCCCAGUGGAGCAGGUGAUCUUGUCGACCCCUCGUGUCCUGUUGCUAGGGCAACAAACAAAUCUCUCAGCCCUGGUACUACCUGAGACUCCUAAAACCGCCGUGUACUACUGGUGGAUUGACAACAGCACGGAGCCUGUGGUGACUCUUGAAGGAUGGCUGUUCAUCAGGUUCCAUCAGCUGGGUCCAGCUCACGUCAGCUUGCAGGUGGCGUCAGAGGGUGUAGUCCGCCAAGACAGCUCAGUCAUCAGAGUGACAGAGGUGUUCCGCUCCAUGCUGCUGGCCUUCUCUCCUAAUCUCGAGGAGCACAACCCUGCCAUCCCGGAGUGGAGGGAGGACCUGGCGCGGGUUGUCAUGGCAACCAUCUCCCAAGUUAUUGACUUGUCACCCGAUUGGCUGCUGGUGUAUGUGUUUCCGGGUCCUCCAACAACAGCUGAAGUUUUCCUGCUGUCUCCUAUCGACACCAACUCAUCACAAACACACACACACCAAUCCCCACCCAGUGACGUCAACCAGGAGCUAGAGAAGAUGAGUCAAGUGCUUGCAAAUGCCCUCAACCAGAAUUGGGUAGAGUUUCUGCUUAGUCCAGAGGUCAGGAUAACUGCCCGACUCGCUCACCUUGGUCCAGCCUCUCAGGAGGUGAGGUCUGGCCGUCUGCCUGGCGUUUCUGUCCUGCUGCUCUUCCUUUCGGUGGCAGUACUGGGAGUGCUGACCUUCCUCAUGUACCGCUUUAAAAGACACCACUGA
Messenger RNA from Sardina pilchardus (European sardine), 818 nucleotides. Its product is annotated as VPS10 domain-containing receptor SorCS1-like. The transcript is spliced from 8 exons. The record is from RefSeq and is a predicted model, not a curated record. NCBI's taxonomy places the organism in Eukaryota, Metazoa, Chordata, Actinopteri, Clupeiformes, Clupeidae. The coding region runs from base 33 to 818 and encodes 261 amino acids.